Molecule: messenger RNA, 513 nt
Organism: Capronia epimyces CBS 606.96
Lineage: Eukaryota; Fungi; Ascomycota; Eurotiomycetes; Chaetothyriales; Herpotrichiellaceae
Exons: 1
Coding region: 1-513 (170 amino acids)
Source: RefSeq, a predicted model, not a curated record
AUGGAUCAGAACAGGCAACGGCUCGAAACUGAGCCAGGAUCUCUGAAAGAGGAUACCAAUCGAAGCCAAACAUCCACUCAAUACCACCCACAGGCAAAUUCUGUCUUUACUGCCACGUCUGCUUCUCAAGACUUCGUUCCCACAUCAUACCCAAACACUGCUUCAGACACGUACUUGACGCCAGAAUCAGGUUCAAAGAUCCAGUCGGAACUGGACCAGAUCAAUGCCCUCCUCGACGCCAUCCGGCUGAACAUCGCAAAUAUCCUGCGCACCUGGGGCCGCGAUAGCCCGCAGUAUGCAUCUGCUGCGGGGAUCAUGCAGAGUUAUCUUGUUGAGAACAUGAAGAGGCUAAGGCUCGUAGCCGGGUCUGAGAGAUCCCUCAAUGAAGAUAUCCACGCAGUCGAUGUCAGUGAAAGUCGGACGAGAGAACCGCUUGAGAUCGAUAUGGAUGAACGGGCGAAGAACGUUGAAGAAGGGAUUGAGCAGCUUAUGAGGGAGUUGCGACUUGAAUGA